GAAGGAACUAAUAAAUACAGAGAGAACUGAAGUGAGGUGAGAAAACUAAAGCAAAAGGACUUUGCACCUCAUUGCCUGCCGGCACUACUGCAGUUCACUUUUGGACGCUUCUGGAUGCUGUUUUUAUUUACUCUGUCUGUCACUCGAGACUCGUGGGUUGGACGUGGUUAGUUUGAUUUGCCUGACAUAUUACAUCAUCAAGGGCAAAACGUCAGGGUAUUUUCCAAGAGGAUCUGUUUUCUUUUCAAUUUCACAGUGAAGUAGUGUGUGUGCAGCAUUAGGCAUGUAAUGGAUCCUCCACUUGUCUUUGAAGCAGUGGGAACUUCUUGUUUGAAGGGAACAUGAGGUAGUAGCUUUUGUGAAACCAAGUUUAAACAAAACAUGCUUCUGAUAUUACUAAUUUAAAGUGAAGCUCUUGCUCUGGAGUUAUUAGAACUUGCGGGGGGUGGUAGACAAAAUUUCCAAUGAUGUAUUGUUUUGAAUGCAGCUUAUUUGCCAGACGUUUGCAUGUUAGCUGAAGUAUUUUAAGUCCUGCAAGUCAUCAUUACUGUUAUCUGAUCAUCUGGAGGCUAAGUCAAAGCUUCAGAAAAAUCAAUCUGACUGGCAGGGGAUCCUCUGAUAAAACCACUAAGGUAAACGCUCGGCUAUCUUAAUUUGACACAGCCAUUGUCUCAUUGGGAAUGCAUGCAGCAGCAUGCUGGUUUAUUAAUGAGUUAACAGGACUUGUUUAGGGGUUUUAUGUGAGCUGACAAACCUUUGGGUUAAGCACCAAGACCAGGGAAGCCGGUUGUAAGUAGAGUGGAAAGUUAGUGAGCAAACGCGCUUACAGGCGUAUCAUUGUGACUGGACAUCUUUCAGCAGGACUGAAAGCUUGUCCAAGACCAUUUGAGAGUCAGUCAAUCACUGACGUGUGGAUGUGAACAAGUAUUUCUGUGUGCAACUGCCAGCAAUGAGCCAGCACUAAGGUUGUGCGAAGGAUGAAAAGCUAUCUAUUUGCUUGUGUCUGUAUAUGUCAAGGCUAAUUUGGUUCAGCCUAGGAAUGGACUGAAUGUCGCUCUGAGACAACGGAAAAGAGACAGCGGAAAAAUCAGGAAUCUCCCAAAGCCAACAGACAUUUCAAGGUGCUUUCCAGCAUCACCAUCAGGUAGCAUCGCCUCCACAAAACUACUGCGUUUGUUUGACGUCAAUCCCUCUUGGCUUCUUUAAAAGUAAAUCUAGGACAGUUUGGAUGCAGAUUUGGCACCAUGAGGUUGUUGUUCUUGGCACUGUUGCCCCUUUUCAUGGUGGCUGGAACAGAUGGUAUGUCCACCUGUAAGACCCUGGACCUGGAGGUGGUGAAGAAGAAGAGGAUAGAGGCCAUUCGUGGUCAGAUCCUCAGCAAACUCCGCAUGGCCAAAGAACCAAUUCAGGCUGAGACAGAAAAUGAAGGACAGAAGAUCCCAGAUGACCUACUCUCACUGUACAACAGCACGGUGGAACUGAGUGAGGAAAUUAAGAUGAAGCCUGUCCCCGUGCAGCCAGAAGAUGAUGACUACUUUGGCAAGGAGGUGCACAAGUUCAUCAUAAAGCAAGCCGAAAAUGGUACGAAAUAUCAGAUGCUUUUUAACGUGUCUGAAAUGCGACAGAGCAUUCCUGACUACAGGCUGCUGUCGCAGGCUGAGCUGAGGCUUCGGAUCAAGACUCCCACCAUGGACCAGGAGCAGAGGGUCGAGCUGUACCAUGGAGUGGGUGACCAGACCCGAUAUCUGAGCACACGAUUCGUCUCAAAGGACUUGGCCAAUCGCUGGCUCUCGUUUGAUGUGAAGCAUACAAUCACAGAAUGGCUGCAAAGUUCAGAAGAUGAAGUGAGUUUAGAGUUGAGGUUAUACUGUGGCUGUAAAACCGGCAAAGACCAGCAGAGUGCUGAUAAGUUCCUAUUCACCAUUUCAGGACUAGAAAAGCAAAGAGGUGACACUCAAAAUAUUGCAGGAAUGAUGGUGAAACCAUAUAUCUUGGCUUUAUCUUUGCCCUCUAAUGGCAACUCUCUUGCGUCCGCUCGCAGGAAACGAGCCACUGGCACUGAAGAAACCUGCAAUGAAAAAACUGAAACCUGUUGUAUGCGGAAACUUUAUAUCGACUUCCGGAAAGACUUGGGCUGGAAGUGGAUCCACAAGCCCAAGGGCUACUUUGCCAACUACUGCAUGGGCUCCUGCACCUACAUCUGGAACACAGAGAACAAAUACUCACAGAUAUUAGCCUUGUACAAACACCACAACCCUGGUGCGUCUGCCCAGCCUUGCUGUGUACCUGCAGUCUUAGACCCUCUGCCAAUUCUUUACUAUGUAGGAAGACAACAUAAGGUGGAGCAGUUGUCCAACAUGGUGGUGAAAAGCUGCCAGUGCAGUUAGAGUUCAUGUAGAACCACAGAACAUCCGUUCAUCUCCAAGAGCUCACAUGACUCUCUUUCUAUCUCUGGACGGUAAACAAGCAAAAGCAUGGACCCACAAAGAGAUGGACUUAUAAAGUCUCUGUGGCCAAGGACAUGAGGAGAUGAGAGAACUGAAAAACAGCGAGGAUGGAAAGUUCGCAAAAGUGAAGAAAACAAAUGAAUCUGCAGACUUUAGGUUUCUUUCUAGGGUCUACCCCACCACAGCGGCACAAGAACACUGACAUCACAUGCAACAUUUCACCAAACAAGCUCAAUAUUAAACCAAAUAUAUGCUUUGUAAUCUUUCUAGAUGUUUAUUUACACUAUUCAAACCCUAAUUUAUUUUACUGGUUAGGUUAAUGAUUUGAUUGUACAAUAGAGGCAGCCGUGUAGCCGUGCAUGUCAUAUGUACAAUGAAGAUUUCUUAUGGUGCUGUAUAAGGAAAUGAUGUCACAGGAGUAUACAUCUAUGUGUAGAUCAAAAGUAAACAACACACUUAAAGAGAGGAGCACGGUCUGCACUCAACGAUUGAGAGGAAGACUAAAGACUGAAGGUCCCAGGAGUUCAUGACAAUGGUUUGAUGUUUUUUAAUGUGCAGUUAUUGGUGCAGACAGCUUCCUCCAUUAAAGGAUCUUACCUGAACAGGUGCGUGUAAGAGACUCUGGCUGUAAAACAUGUUGAUGUCUCAUCACUUAGAAGUGGAAGGAAUUUGAGAAACACUAAAACUAUAGUAUUGGAACACAUCUUUAUGACAGCGAUGGACCAUGGAGGCCACUUUCUAAAGUGGUCAUGUGCCCCCUAAAUAUUGCACACUAUCAAGUGUCAAUGGAGCACGCCUUUCGAAAUCCCUUCAAUAGAGUCAGUCCGUUAUUACAUCAUCAAGUGAUUCAGUAAAGGUGUAUGUUGGUCAAUCGAACCAAAAUUUAAAACAAAUAAAUAAAUGAAUAAAUUAUAUUUUGCUUAAAUAAUUAAGGUUUUGUGACAUUAUUUGCAUGGCAAUUAAUGACAUUUUCUCCACAAAUUAUUAUUUCUGUACUGCAAACACUUUUUUUUUUAACUUUAUUUAAACACAUUAUUCCUAAUAGUGAUUUUUUGGAGAUUCUCAUUACUGUAAUUCAGUAAAAUCAACUUUUUUAUUGUAUUACAGUAAACAGAAUUAUUGCAAUAUACUGCUAAUAAUCAAUUUACUGAAUACUUGAAAACAAUUACUUGCCAAUGGGGUAAGAAAACUGUACUUGAUUUCCUUUGAAUUCAGUUUUUUUCUAAUUGCAUCGACCAAUAUACUGUAUAUAUAUAUAUAAACACACUGGCAGCCAUAAGUUUGGAAUAAUGUACAGAUUUUGCUCUUAUGGAAAAAAAUUGGUACUUUUAUUCACCAAAGUGUCAUUCAACUGAUCACAAUGUAUAGUCAGAACAUUAAUUAUGUGAAAAAUUACUAUUACAAUUUGAAAACAAUGUUCAGAACUUGAGAAAUUGAAAUACUUAAAAUACUUCAAAGAGUUCUCAUCAAAAAAUCCUCACGUGCAGCAAUGACAGCUUUGCAGAUCCUUCAUAUUCCAGCUGAGGACAUGUGAGGUGUCUAUUUCUCAAACUAGAGACUCUGAUGUACUUAUCCUCUUGUUUAGUUGUACAUCUGGUCUUCCACAUCUCUUUCUGUUCUUGUUAGAGCCAGUUGUAUUUUGUCUUUGAAGACUGUAGUGUACACCUUUGUAUGAAAUCUUCAGUUUUUGGGCAAUAUCAAGCAUUGUAUAGUCUUCAUUCCUCAAAUCAAUGAUUGACUGAUGAGUUUCUUUUUUGCAAUUUUUGACCUGAUGUUGACCUUAAGACAUGCCAGUCUAUUGCAUAAUGUAGCAACUCAAAAACAAACACAAAGACAAUGUUAAGCUUCAUUUAACAAACCAAAUAUCUUUCAGCUGUGUUUGAUAUAAUGGCAAGUGAUUUUCUAGCACCAAAUGAUCAAUUUAGCAUGAUAACGCAAGGAUAAGGUGUUGGAGUGAUGCUGCUGUCUAGAUUUGAUCUAAAAUGACAUUUUUCAAAUAAUGAUGCUGCUGUCUAGAUUUGAUCUAAAAUGACUUCUUCAAAUAGUGAUGGUGCUGUUAACAUCAGUAAUGUCCUGACUAUACUUUGUGAUCAGUUGAAUGCCACUUUGGUGAAUUAAAGUACUAAUUUCCUUCUGAAACAGCAAAAUCUGUACAUUAUUCCAAACCUUUGGCCGCCAGUGUGAUUGUGUGUGUAUAUAUAUGUUAUAGUACAGUAUAUACAGUAUAUAUGUUAUCAGAAUAAAGGUUAUCCUAUUUAUCUGAAAACAUGACAAAAUAUGUAAUGAGAUCUUGCUUCUAAAGUAAAUUUUCCUUGUUUUAAGAAGGUUUAGAUAUUUUUACUGCAUUGAAAACAGGACAAAAUACUCAGUAAAAAGUUCAGUUUAAUUUACAUCAGCAUAAAUGAAAGAUGGUAUGAAAAAUACUACAAUGAUAUUUAAAUAAUUAAAACAAAUCUUUUUUUUUCUUUUUUUUUUUUUUGAGAAUUUGAGGUGAAAAUGGCCUUUAAUUGACAAGCAAAUAUUAUCAUUAUAUAAAAAAAAAUGUUUAUGAUUUUUGUUGAAAUAUGACUGAACAUGUUCUUGACAGGUUUUGUGAGUCACCCAUGUAUAUGCAUGUGUGUACCUUUCUAAUUGAUUAAGUGUGGAAUUUGUGUUAGUAAAGAAAAUUGUGUGUGUGCGUGUGUGUGAGAGUGUGUGUGUGAGAGUGUGUGUGUGUGCGAGAGUGUGUGUGUGUGCGUGAGUGUGUGUGUGUGUGAGAGUGUGUGCGUGAGUGUGUGUGUGUGCGUGAGUGUGUGUGUGUGUGAGAGUGUGCGUGAGUGUGUGUGUGAGAGUGUGUGUGUAUGCGUGAGUGUGCGUGUGUGAGAGUGUGUGUGCGUGAGUGUGUGUGUGUGCGUGUGUGUGUGUGUGAGAGUGUGUGUGUGUGUGUGCGUGUGUGCGUGAGUGUGUGUGUGUGUGUGUGUGUGUGUGUGUGAGAGUGUGCGUGUGCGUGUGCGUGAGUGUGUGUGUGAGAGUGUGUGUGCGUGAGUGUGUGUGUGUGUGAGAGUGUGCUUGUGUUUGUGUGAGAGAGAGAGAGAGAAUUGUUUCCACUGGUUUCUCAGCUCUGUUGGCUUUGUGUUGACAUCUGUUUAAGGAGCAUUAGCGUGGACAUUAAUAUACUUUAUGUUUUUUUGAGUAAUGCGAAUUGUGUUCUGUGUGUUAAAGGCAUCACGGCCGAGGCUACACAUUUCACUUGCAAAUGCAAUGUUACCUAGCGCUGAAAUAGAUAGGCUAUUUACAAAAUCCUUUGUAUGUACAUGCUGUCAAGUUUGUAAUAUUUUAACCAGUUUAUAAAUGUAAUUUAUGCGUUUUAAAUGUGAUUUUAUGUCUGUUUCAUCAGUUCAUUGAUGCAGGUGUCUCUUGUCCAACAUUUCACAUACACACAGUUUUCAGUUACAUAAUAUCAUGUUUUUCUUAUUGUUUGCACUUAUAUUGAUUGCAUCCCAUUCAUAGUUUCAAUAAA
Molecule: messenger RNA, 5946 nt
Organism: Xyrauchen texanus (razorback sucker)
Lineage: Eukaryota; Metazoa; Chordata; Actinopteri; Cypriniformes; Catostomidae
Gene: tgfb1a
Product: transforming growth factor, beta 1a
Exons: 7
Coding region: 1245-2387 (380 amino acids)
Biological process (GO): SMAD protein signal transduction; regulation of cell population proliferation; BMP signaling pathway
Cellular component (GO): extracellular region
Molecular function (GO): type III transforming growth factor beta receptor binding; cytokine activity; growth factor activity
Source: RefSeq, a predicted model, not a curated record